GACCAUCAACAAAACAGACAACACAAAAAUCAAAACAAAUGUGUAGAUGUAGGAAUGUUUCAAUAAAGACAAGAAGCCCGAAAAUGAAGAGGCGUUCGCUGCCAACCGUCCGCGAGGAGAGCCGUGGGAUGAGUUUGUGCAACAGUGAUUUAGCUAUCUAUGUGAUGGUGACGGCCACUGCCGUAUUUAGUUAUGUGAACAGUUUGAAUGGUGACUUCGUGCAUGAUGACAUCCCAGCUAUAGUGACCAAUGGUGACGUCAUCGGCACGAAUUCUCUGAAGCAACUCCUGUUGAACGACUUCUGGGGCACUCCUAUGGCGGAUCCCAGUAGCCACAAAUCUUAUCGGCCGCUCACCACGCUUUCUUUUCGAUUGAAUCACGCCCUGUGGGGCUUCCGGCCUUGGUGGUGGCACGCGUGCAAUGUCUGCCUGCACGCGGCGUGCUGCGCGCUGGUUGCACGCGCCUGCGUCACUGUAGCACGUCUGCAGCGACCCUUCGCCGCCCUCGCUGCACUACUUUUCGCGGUACACCCUGUACACACUGAAGCAGUGGCUGGAGUAGUUGGACGAGCAGACGUGCUGGCCUGCAUAUUUUUUCUUUCAUCACUUUUAGUGUACCAUAGACCAACGAGUGGAAAGAAAGGCGUAUGGCUAAGCGUAUUUCUGGGCGCUCUGAGUAUGCUCGCCAAGGAGACGGGAAUUACUAUACUGGUGCUAAACAUCGCUAUCGACUUCUAUAGAUGCUGGCCAUUCGUGAAGAGGUCGAUCACUGCUUGGAAGAUAGAGAAGAAGUGCACGGGGCUGUCGGUGCGGACGUUCAAAGUGCUGGUGUCGCUAGCACUGCUGGUAUGUCUGCGACUCGCGCUGCUGCAAGGGACGUGGCCUUCUUUUUCCCCUCAAGAUAAUCCUGCCGCUUUCCAUCCUAGCUUCUUUGUCAGAUUAAUGACAUUCUGUUACCUGGCUGCGUUCAACUGGUGGUUGCUCCUCUGCCCCUGGACAUUGAGUCACGAUUGGCAGAUGGGCUCGGUGCCUCUCAUCACCAGUGGCUGGGAUCCGAGGAACUUCCUCACGUGUGCCGCGUUCGGCGCGCUCUUACUCCUGUGCUAUCGUUGUAUAGCUGAUAUUGAGAUCCACCGGCACACGCCCGCUGUCAUUGGUGUAUUAUUACUUGUCGUACCUUUUGUGCCGGCCUCAAAUUUACUUGUCACAGUCGGCUUUGUCAUAGCCGAAAGAGUACUUUAUAUACCCAGUGUUGGCAGCGUGAUAAUCACGGCGUAUGGUGUCCAGUUAAUGUGGUGCUCCAAGCCUGGGACUAAAGUGUUUCUGGUCGUCGGUCUAGCUGUGCUGGGCGGCAGUGGUAUCGCAAGAACUUGUCGUAGGAACAUUGAAUGGAAAGAUCGAGCAACAUUGCUAAGGUCGGACUUAGUGAGUUUGCCGCAGAACGCUAAACUGCACUACAACUUCGCAAACUUCCUACGCGAGACUGAGCAGCAAGACCACGCUAUCAAACAUUACAAAGAAGCUUUGAGAUUAUGGCCGACGUACUCGAGCGCCCACAACAACCUAGGCACAUUAGUCAGCGGCGUGGAGAACGCGGAGCACCACUUCCUGCAGGCCAUCAAGUUUAACAAGCACCACGUGAACGCACACUACAAUCUCGGGAAGUUGUACAAGAAGAGUGGACGUACAAAUAAAGCAAUAAAAAUGCUAGAAAAAUGCGUGAUGUUGCGGCCACAAUUCGUUCAGGCGCAUGUUGAGCUACUAACGAUGAUACCCGAACUGGAAAAGCGAAAGGUUUUAUCAAAGUUGGUACAACUGGAGCCUAAUAAUUGGGAAUAUUACGUUUUAUAUGGAAACUGGCUACGAGAAAAAGGUAUUAUUAGAAUAGCAUUAAAGUACUACCUAGAAGCGAUGCGACUUACUUUUAAAACACGAAAUAUUGAAAGUUUGAUAAGAGGCGACCUCAUUUCAUAUCGAUCAGCGGCUUUGAUGCUCAGGAGGCAGGGACAGAAGUCGAGGACUUUACAACUUUUGACAAGAUGGCAUACAUGGAGGAGAGGCUGGCCCAGUACGGCUGCAGCGCACAUGUAUCUAAGAGAUUGGCGGCUUAAAAUAGAGUUAGAGGGACGAGUACAGAUCUAUAGCAAAGCUGUGAAUCCAAUAAAGUCAACAAAAUGCUUCGACCAUACUCAGCUAGUCAUAGAAGUGGGAUCUGUCAACCAAGAGAAUCAGAAUUUACAAGAAGCUCUUUUGCUUGAAAAAAGCAAUGAUAACACAUUCAAGAAGAGCGUAAAAGAAGAAAAUCUUAGCAAUGGCAAAACAAAUAGUGCAGCGUGUAAUAUCAAAACGUGCAAAAUAAAAAAACGUGGUCCCUCACUUACAUCACAAAUUAAGACAAUACAUAAUAAAUCUGAAAUUGGACAUAAAGGUAAAAGGUGUUCUAUGCAUAGAAAGGAAAAAAAUUCUCAAGGCAAUAAUAUGAUACCAAAAUUCACAGCCCCUCUAUCGGAGCAUAUUCUAAUUAAAACGUUUUAAAUCUAGCUUUAUAUAAUUUUAAUUAUAUUGUGAUGAAUUGUGUAUAUCUGACUGAAGUGAUGCUAUUGAUAAUUGGAUAUACCGAGUCUAAAAUAAUUGAUGGUAGUUGUAAAAAUAUG
This is a messenger RNA of Papilio machaon (common yellow swallowtail), 2653 nucleotides long. RefSeq names its product protein O-mannosyl-transferase TMTC1. Bases 39 to 2534 code for a protein of 831 amino acids. Gene Ontology annotation, molecular function: protein binding; mannosyltransferase activity. Lineage: Eukaryota; Metazoa; Arthropoda; Insecta; Lepidoptera; Papilionidae. The transcript has 14 exons. Gene Ontology annotation, biological process: protein O-linked glycosylation via mannose. The record is from RefSeq and is a predicted model, not a curated record.